AUGGACGGGCUAUGUACACGCUCAUCUUCCCAUGCCCAACCGCACACGUUCCACCCAGACAGGUCGCAGCAGCCUGCUCCGGUCCUACCACGGAAGCGACCGAUCUUCCAGGCCGGCACCAGUGCAGGAAGCGAUGCGAUCUAUAAACUACUCGCAAAGAACCCAUGCGACCAGGACAAGAUUUACUCGAACCGCGAUACCAAUGCGCCAUCCGCCGCCGAUCACCCUGCCACUGCUGGAACGGACGAAGACCCUUUGGUAGUUUUGGAAGAUUUGAUUGCGAACGGCGGGCAGCCUGGAACGGAGUGUCAAUUGGACAACCGCCACAAGGACGCACUGAGGACUGCCGUGGAUGGGAUACGCCGGUUACGACUCCUCCUCUGUAUCGGCGACUACACGCAAAAGGUGUCCCACUGUAUCCGAGAUGUGUACAAUCCCGGAAUGCGAGAACCAAGUGUCGACUGGUUGUGCGAGCAUCUCUCAUCAGAGAGUCUCGCCCAUUGUCUCAAAUACGUCAAUGAUAUUUAUCCUGGCAUGAACAUAUCGCCCAAUGUUGUCAGUCUUUCGCUUCAGCUAUAUCGGGAAAGGAACGCCAUGGUCCACUCGGGUAUGGGAGCUGCUCGGGGGAAACACAACAAUUGGGCGCUCGAAGAGAUCAUCGCAAAGGACAGAGACCGCCUGAAGGAGUUUGUGAGGGAUGAAACUCCUGAGAUGCAGGAGGUAUUGGACAGGAUCAUGCGUGUUGCGUCGCGACUCACGACGGGGCCGGGUCACACCGGGGCAAACUCUGGAAAGAUACCGCGCAUAUAG
Molecule: messenger RNA, 810 nt
Organism: Aspergillus calidoustus
Lineage: Eukaryota; Fungi; Ascomycota; Eurotiomycetes; Eurotiales; Aspergillaceae
Source: the annotation of a GenBank genome assembly